AAAAUCGCUUCGCUCACAGAUUUUUUCUUUCUUUUUUUCAAUUUCUCAAAAAUCUCCAAAAAAUUAAAAAGGGGGAAAAAUUAGAUUCAAGAUUUGGGUGUUAAAUAAAUUUGAUGUCGAGGCCAUGGCUACUAGUUUUUAUAGUGUUUAUAGUAAUGCUCACUUCUCAAUUCGAAUGGAAGCAGCAAUUUGGUGAAGAAAUUGAGCCAACUUCCACUGUUUCUCUCAAAGAUCAAUCUCUUUCCAAACGCCAAGAAUACGUCAAAGAAAAGAUCAUACUUUCUCAAGAAAGGAAUAUUCAGAAACUGAACGAGCAAGUGAGGAAUCUUCGUGAACAAUUGCUAUGGUGUAAGGCUGAAACCGAGAUUAGUAACGGCUCUGCAUUUGCUUUGAGUGAACAUUUAAGUGAGAUUGAGCAGCAGCCAAUGUUAGAUGACUAACAUUAUUGGGUCACUGCCAAUAGAAUCACAAUACUGCUUGCUAUGUGCAAGUACAUAAACCUUGAUUUCUUUCUUUCCUCCUCCUUUGUAGCUUCAUAAUGAUCAUUGAUUUACUUGACUUACAAGUCAGAAUACAUUACAUGCAACUCUUUGAAUA
Molecule: messenger RNA, 597 nt
Organism: Gossypium raimondii (Peruvian cotton)
Lineage: Eukaryota; Viridiplantae; Streptophyta; Magnoliopsida; Malvales; Malvaceae
Exons: 2
Coding region: 114-440 (108 amino acids)
Source: RefSeq, a predicted model, not a curated record